This is a messenger RNA of Fraxinus pennsylvanica, 387 nucleotides long. The record is from the annotation of a GenBank genome assembly. Lineage: Eukaryota; Viridiplantae; Streptophyta; Magnoliopsida; Lamiales; Oleaceae.
AUGGCUUCUGGCGAACGAUAUGUUCCCCGGGCAGUUCUCAUGGAUCUUGAACCCAGGACAAUGGACUCCAUCAGAUGCGGCCCAUUUAAGGUAUGCUACUCGUUUGGAGGACGCACGACAUCUGGAAUGGGUACCCUCUUGAUUUCGAAGAUAAGAGAGGAAUUAUCUGGACAGAAUGAUGCUCACUUUUUUUCUGCUUUUCCUUCACCAAAGGUCUCCAAUACCGUUGUAGAACCUUAUAACGCUACACUCUCUAUACACCAAUUGGUGGAGAAUGCAAAUGAAUGCAUGGUCCUUGACAAUGAAGCACUCUAUGACACAUGUUUCCGAACUUUGAAGUUCACCACUCCAAGCUAUGAGUACCCCACAUGUUCACUUGUAGAAUGA